ACUCAAUGAUAACAAAAAGCUGAAGAAGUUUUUUAGAUGCAAUGAUUGCUCAACAAAAAAACAAAUUAAACCUUCGAAACCUAAAAUUAAUAAAGCUAAUGAACUUGAAAAUUCAGAAAUUUGGGAUGAAUCAGAAAUUAUCCAAGUUAGUGAUACAGAGGAAGAAGUUGACGAUAAUGAA
Cetraspora pellucida is the source of this 181-nucleotide messenger RNA. NCBI's taxonomy places the organism in Eukaryota, Fungi, Glomeromycota, Glomeromycetes, Diversisporales, Gigasporaceae. The record is from the annotation of a GenBank genome assembly.